GCAGGUACGUGUGAACGGCUUUGGCUUGUUCCUGCUCAUCCUAUACCCUGGUGCCUACGUCGAUUUGUAUACUGACCAUCUACAGGUUGUCUCCCCCAUACGACAGCUCAGGAUCUACUGUGCAGGGGUUUGGCACAAUUUUGUCAUAGUGAUAUUUUCUGUGAUUAUGUUGGUCCUCCUGCCUUACCUCUGGGUACCUCUGUACACUGCAGGAAAUGCUGUGGCCGUCACCUAUGUUACCGAGAAUUCAGCUGUGUCUGGUCCACGUGGUCUCAGCGUAGGGGACCCCAUCACCAGUGUCAGUGGCUGUCAUGUGCGUAACCUUGACGACUGGACCAGCUGCAUCAGUUUUAGCAUGAGGGAGUCUUCACUUGGACACUGUAUGGCGAUCGACCUUGUGAAAAGUCUCGACACCAAAGAUCGAAAUUUAUCCAUAUCUGGCAAGUCAGAAGCUUUAGACUGUUGUAAUAGCACCAGCAAUACUCACCUGUGUUUUAGAUUCCAUGUCAAAACCUCCCCAGAAAAUGUGAGUCUUUUUAUUAAUAUUUCAUAAUUUUGAAAUAACAACUCAUAACAUUUUUUUGCUUAAAUUUGAGUGCACCUCCAAGAUA
This is a messenger RNA of Mizuhopecten yessoensis (Yesso scallop), 611 nucleotides long. RefSeq names its product membrane-bound transcription factor site-2 protease-like. Gene Ontology annotation, cellular component: membrane; cytoplasm. Lineage: Eukaryota; Metazoa; Mollusca; Bivalvia; Pectinida; Pectinidae. Gene Ontology annotation, biological process: regulation of response to endoplasmic reticulum stress; membrane protein intracellular domain proteolysis. The transcript is spliced from 3 exons. The coding region runs from base 167 to 553 and encodes 128 amino acids. The record is from RefSeq and is a predicted model, not a curated record. Gene Ontology annotation, molecular function: protein binding; metalloendopeptidase activity.